GGGCCGCCCGGACGCCGGGGUCCCCUAGGCCGGGGCGUGGGCGGGGCGGCCCGGCCUGACGCAGCUCUGCACCCCUACACCAGGGCCGGCGGCGGUGGCUGCCCCGAGGGACGCGGCCCUAGGCGGUGGCGAUGGGGGCCGCCCGGAUCGCACCCGGCCUGGCGCUCCUGCUCUGUUGCCCCGUGCUCAGCUCCGCGUACGCGCUGGCAGAGAGACAGAGACAGACAGAGACAGAGAGAUCUUCCAUCCACUGUCUCACUCCCCAAAUGCCUGCAACAGCUGGGGCUGGGCCAGGCCGAAGCCAGGAGCCGGGAACUCAGUCCGGGUCUCCUCCGUGGGUGGCAGGGAUCCAACUACUUGAGCCAUCAUCGGCUGCAUCUGGGCCUCUUGACCACACAUUCACUCUCCCUGGGGCAGCAGCUUCUGUGUUUGUAGAUGCAGAUGACGUGUUCACCAAAGAGGAGCAGAUCUUCCUGCUGCACCGAGCCCAGGCCCAGUGUGACAAGCUGCUCAAGGAAGUCCUGCGGAGGCCAGCCGACAUAAUGGAGUCAGACAAGGGCUGGAUGUCUGCAUCCACUUCAGGGAAGCCCAAGAAAGAGAAGGCAUCGGGGAAGCUCUACGCCGAGUCCAAGGAGGACACGGAGGUGCCCGCUGGCAGCAGGCACCGAGGACGGCCCUGCCUGCCGGAGUGGGACCACAUCCUGUGCUGGCCGCUGGGGGCACCAGGCGAGGUGGUGGCUGUGCCCUGUCCUGACUACAUUUAUGACUUCAAUCACAAAGGUCACGCCUACCGACGCUGUGACCGCAACGGCAGCUGGGAGCUGGUGCCAGGGCACAACCGGACAUGGGCCAACUACACUGAGUGCCUCAAGUUCAUGAGCAACGAGACUCGUGAGCGGGAGGUGUUUGAUCGCCUGGGCCUCAUCUACACCGUGGGCUACUCCAUGUCACUGGCCUCCCUCACGGUGGCCGUGCUCAUCCUGGCCUACUUUAGGCGGCUGCACUGCACACGCAACUACAUCCACAUGCACCUCUUCCUGUCCUUCAUGCUGCGUGCCGUGAGCAUCUUCGUCAAGGACGCUGUGCUCUACUCGGGCUUCACGCUGGACGAGGCAGAGCGCCUCACCGAGGAGGAGCUGCGCCUCAUUGCCCAGGCACCCCCGCCGCCUGCCGCCACCGCCGGCUACGCGGGCUGCCGGGUGGCUGUGACCUUCUUCCUUUACUUCCUGGCCACCAACUACUACUGGAUUCUGGUGGAGGGGCUGUACCUGCACAGCCUCAUCUUCAUGGCCUUCUUCUCAGAGAAGAAGUACCUGUGGGGCUUCACGGUCUUCGGCUGGGGUCUGCCUGCCAUCUUCGUGGCUGUCUGGGUCAGUGUCAGAGCUACCCUGGCCAACACCGGGUGCUGGGACUUGAGCUCCGGGCACAAGAAGUGGAUCAUCCAGGUGCCCAUCCUGGCCUCUGUUGUGCUCAACUUCAUCCUCUUCCUCAACAUCGUCCGGGUGCUGGCCACGAAGCUGCGGGAGACAAAUGCUGGCCGGUGUGACACGCGGCAGCAGUAUCGGAAGCUGCUCAAGUCCACGCUGGUGCUUAUGCCGCUCUUUGGCGUCCACUACACCGUCUUCAUGGCCAUGCCGUACACCGAGGUCUCAGGGACACUCUGGCAAAUCCAGAUGCACUACGAGAUGCUCUUCAAUUCUUUCCAGGGAUUCUUUGUCGCCAUCAUAUACUGUUUCUGCAAUGGGGAGGUACAAGCUGAGAUCAAGAAAUCCUGGAGCCGCUGGACACUGGCACUGGACUUCAAGCGCAAGGCACGCAGUGGGAGCAGCAGCUACAGCUACGGCCCCAUGGUGUCUCAUACAAGCGUGACCAACGUAGGCCCGCGCGCUGGACUCGGCCUGCCCCUCAGCCCCCGCCUGCUGCCCGCUGCCACCACCAACGGCCACCCGCAGCUGCCUGGCCACACCAAACCAGGUGCCCCAGCCCUUGAAACCACACUGCCUACCACGGCUGCUCCCAAGGACGAUGGAUUCCUCAAUGGUUCCUGUUCCGGCCUGGACGAGGAGCCCUCAGGGCCGGCACGGCCGCCUGCCCUGCUGCAGGAAGAGUGGGAGACAGUCAUGUGACUCAGAGCCUGGGGGC
Messenger RNA from Lepus europaeus (European hare), 2142 nucleotides. It is a transcript of the gene PTH1R, whose product is annotated as parathyroid hormone 1 receptor. The coding region runs from base 132 to 2126 and encodes 664 amino acids. Gene Ontology annotation, biological process: intracellular calcium ion homeostasis; adenylate cyclase-activating G protein-coupled receptor signaling pathway; cell surface receptor signaling pathway. Gene Ontology annotation, cellular component: plasma membrane. The record is from RefSeq and is a predicted model, not a curated record. Gene Ontology annotation, molecular function: G protein-coupled peptide receptor activity; peptide hormone binding; parathyroid hormone receptor activity. Lineage: Eukaryota; Metazoa; Chordata; Mammalia; Lagomorpha; Leporidae. The transcript has 15 exons.